CGACUUGAAAACAACUCUACUGCCUGGAUUGCAACAGAUCAAAGGCUCUUGUUGGAUUCAAGCUCACGCGCACGUCCUCGUCAAACGCAGCACGACGUGUCGCCACACGUAACACACUCACAUGUCUGACUUCCAGUCUGGCGUUUCCCUCACACACAACCCUGUUGUAGUUGCAUCUGUCGCGUCUGCAGUGCCACAAGCGCCUUGCUGCACAUCAAAGAUGUCCAAACUUGACUUACCCACAUUCUCUGGUCCGAUUGAGCCCACAAUGAUUAACGCCUGGCUCGGGCGCUGCGAGGACUCGUAUCUCGCAUGGUCUGCCUGGAAUCCGGGACAUACGAUAUCUCCGCAAAUACUUAUUAUACUUGCGGGCCUCCAGCUGGAAGAACCGAGCGCAAGACUUUGGUGGAACCAGAAUCGUGAUGUGCUCAAGCAGCUUGCUACGUGGGAGGCAUUCGCCUCGCGCUUCCAGGAUCAUUUCACACUCUCCGGCUGGUAUCUCGACGCCCUCGCCCGCUUCUACAACGUCUCGCAAGACUUCGACGACUUCCGCACGUUCGUUGCUUCCUUACGAGCAGCUCGGAACACGCUUGGUUCGGCAGGUGAUGGUUACACUAUCAGUGACUCCAUUUUCAAAAACCAUUUGUUCUUUUUUGCCAAUCCCGUGCUUCAACUUCGUGUCCGGGCCAUACCAAACUUCGCGUACGGGAACUUGAAGGUUGAAGCACUGAUCAAUAUCAUGGAGACUAUGUGGUCGAGCCUCGUCGCGGAAGGCUUCACAAUGCCUGCGCCUAAGCCAAUGCUCAUGUCUACCUCGACUGCUCCUGUGUCAAACGCGCACUCAUUAAACUCUACAUAUCCUCUUCCCGACCUCACCUAUGCCGAACGGGAAGUCUUACGCUCAGCAGGAGGUUGUUUCCACUGUCGUCUGUCGCCAUCCGACCUCGCCUGGAAACCACACGUUGCACGUGAGUGCCCGGGUGACGAACAACGCAGCAUUCCUCCCCGGGCUCCCCGUCCCAUCGCAGCAGUGAUCCUACCUAAGGUCCUCAUCACACAUGACAACCCCGGCGUCACAGGUAUCUCAAACCCAAAAGAUGGUACCAUUACCGCUAUCCUGCCUCCAGUUGUGGUUAGGCGACCAUCUUAUUUCGACGACUCUGACAGUGAUGAGGACUGAUACCUUUAUUUGUUCUUCGGAUUGUAUUCUUUUUUGGCCCCUGAUGUUAGCUUAUGCACCACGGACUCCUCCGCAUUUCGUACAUUGGUGAUUCUUUAACCUUCCCCUGUUUGCGUAUUGUUGGGACUUCUUCGGACUCAUAGAACAAUGAUUUCCUUGAUGGCAUGAGAGGGCUCUCCUUAUUUCCGAAGUCCUCUAGGAGUUGCCACUUAUUCGCACAUGUCGGAACAGCAGACCCGUCGUAGCGGAAAUGCCUUGUAGCACUUGCAACUAUAUGCAAAGUUUUCCACGAGCCUGCAAUGAAUUUCCUUUGGGCUGA
Molecule: messenger RNA, 1499 nt
Organism: Suillus clintonianus
Lineage: Eukaryota; Fungi; Basidiomycota; Agaricomycetes; Boletales; Suillaceae
Exons: 1
Coding region: 122-1180 (352 amino acids)
Source: RefSeq, a predicted model, not a curated record